AACUUCCCCCAAAUCUCCAAAAUUAGGGUUUUCUCAUUCCCAAAAUCGCCAAUUUUCGUUCUAAUUUCCCAACAAAAAUCAUGUCAUCAUCAAAGACAAUCGUGUUAAGAAGCUCCGACGGUGAAACAUUCGAGGUCGACGAGGCGGUUGCGGUGGAAUCUCAGACGAUCAAACACAUGAUCGAAGACGGUUGUGCUGACACCAGCAUCCCGCUCCCUAACGUCACGAGUAAGAUCCUUUCGAAGGUUAUCGAGUACUGUAAGAAGCAUGUGGAGACUCCCAACGCUGAUGAGAAGGUUGCGGAAGAGGAUCUUAAGUCGUUCGAUGCGGAUUUUGUGAAGGUGGAUCAGAGUACUCUGUUUGAUCUUAUUCUGGCUGCUAACUACUUGAACAUCAAGAGCCUACUGGAUUUAACCUGUCAAACAGUUGCUGACAUGAUCAAAGGCAAGACCCCUGAAGAGAUCCGCAAGACAUUCAACAUCAAGAACGAUUUCACCCCAGAAGAGGAAGAGGAGGUUCGCAGAGAGAAUGCAUGGGCUUUUGAGUAAAUUAUCCGGUUUUUAAUUGUCUGUUUCGUGUUAAGUGUUCUUUUGGGUGUCACUUGUAUUAUAAGAACCACGAACAUCCUUUAUGUGGCUGGGUACAUUUUGGCUUUUUAUGGGUAUGUAUUUUGUCCCAUGAUGUUUGGAAGUUGCAAACAAGUGUCAUGAACUUAUGAUGAAUUUAAUCGCAACCCUUUUGACUCUUUCUUUGUUUUUA
Molecule: messenger RNA, 759 nt
Organism: Helianthus annuus (common sunflower)
Lineage: Eukaryota; Viridiplantae; Streptophyta; Magnoliopsida; Asterales; Asteraceae
Product: SKP1-like protein 1B
Exons: 2
Coding region: 81-548 (155 amino acids)
Biological process (GO): SCF-dependent proteasomal ubiquitin-dependent protein catabolic process
Cellular component (GO): cytoplasm; nucleus
Molecular function (GO): cullin family protein binding
Source: RefSeq, a predicted model, not a curated record